UUUUUUAUUUUAUUUUUAUGAUUUUUUAAAAAAAUUAAUUUUUUUGGGUUUGAUUUUAGGGCUUAAAAAGUAAAGGUAAUUUAUAAAUUUUGUUUCCGUUUGAUUUAGGGUUUUAGCUAAAGGGUUUUUCACCCAAGAAAGAAACAGAGUAAUAGAUGAGUGGGGCAGGAGCACCAGAUUUCUUCUACAGAGAAGCUCAACGCCUUGGCUAUGUUGCUCGCUCUGCAUUUAAGCUGCUUCAGAUACAGAAUAAAUACAAGCUGAUAAAGCCGGGUUCAUCUGUUCUCGACCUUGGUUGUGCUCCUGGUGCUUGGCUUCAGGUAGCUUGUCAGAGCUUGGGUCCCCUCAAGAAUGGCGGGAUGGUUGUGGGCAUUGAUCUCAAGAAGGUGAAAGUACCUUCUCUUCAUUGCGAUACGAGGGUGCAAACUGUUUGUGCUGACGUUAUGAAGCUCCCCAGAAUCCAAGUCAGGGCACUCUCUUCUCAGAAAAAGGGGUUCUCUGUGAUACUUUCAGAUAUGUGCCCCUUGGUUUCUGGAAUAAGAGAUAAAGAUUCAGCUUUAUCAGUCGAGUUAGGUUUGCGAGCAUUAGAUUUGGCUGUUGGUCAAGCUGCCUUAACUCAUUCCGAUGGUUCUUUUCAAAUGGAGGAUAAUUUUGACAGUUCAAUUGCUUGUUCCGACGAUAAUGGUGUAUUGCAACAGGGUGGCCACCUUCUCAUUAAGUUAUUAGAGAGUGAAGACAUGCAAGCCAGAUUUGCAAACCACUGUUCAGAAAGGUGUCAUGGUUGAGGCCUAAAGCUACAAGAUCUUCAUCAAGAGAGAUUUAUUUAAUAUGUCAAGGUCUGGAGUCAAAGGCAAAGAUUUAGAAUAUUACCCAAACUUAGGUGAAAUAUAGUAUUUACUGUAUUUUGAGCUCGUUCAGUGUGAUGCUUGUAUUUUGAGCUCGUUCUUUCAUGUCAUGUAGAGCAGCAAGCAUUCUACGUUGCCUAUGAAUAUAGAAACUAAAACUGAUUUUAAAUUUUUCAACUGUACCGAGUAUGAACUUGUAAUGAACUUUCAAGAAGUUUUAGCAAUAAAAAAAUAUGGUAUUACAAACAAGAUGUA
Messenger RNA from Ziziphus jujuba (common jujube), 1100 nucleotides. RefSeq lists its product as uncharacterized. Gene Ontology annotation, biological process: RNA methylation. Lineage: Eukaryota; Viridiplantae; Streptophyta; Magnoliopsida; Rosales; Rhamnaceae. Bases 156 to 785 code for a protein of 209 amino acids. The record is from RefSeq and is a predicted model, not a curated record. Gene Ontology annotation, molecular function: rRNA (uridine-2'-O-ribose)-methyltransferase activity. The transcript is spliced from 6 exons.